AUGGAGCGGAGUACGGGGGUACGGGAGGGGCUGCGGCGCAGCAACGCCCGCUUCAUGGCCUCCAUGAACCGCAUCCUGGAGCAGUAUAAUCAUCCUUUUGUAGAUGACUUACUUGUUUCCAUGGAUACUCUCACUUAUGAUACACCUGACGGACCAAAACAAUGGGGGCAAGUGUCAAGGAAGGAUGUUAAAAAAUGGAAGGAGAAACUAUUUAAGAAGGAUAGACGAAGGAAUAGAGAAACAUCAAAGCAACAGAGCAGUGAUUUUGAAGAUGAACACUCAACAGCAGAUCAGGAAUCUUCUGAGAACUCUGGUGUGGAUACAUCUGAUAUAGGUGAAGAAAGGGAUGAUAUAGGCUCAGUAAGAAGAAAAAUUGAAGAAAUUGACCUCCAGAAUCUGAAUGUAGAUGAUGGACAAAUACAAAAGCCAGAAAGAGUUCAAGUGGAUUUGAUAGUACGAGGUGAUGAGAGAAAUAUUCCCAAAUGGAUAACGAUAACACCUCCACGUCCGUCGAAAGGUCAUCGUUUAACUUCGCCACUGCAAGAACUGUUGGGCAAUCAAGCUGCUGUUUGCAGAAAGGAGCUAGAGUUGUCAAAUGAAAGUUCUUCAUCCAAAUAUCUACAGUUGCAGCAUUCUCAUGUUCCCAUUUCAUCAAAUACAAUAACAUCCCCCAGACAUCAACCUUUUCCAGAAGUGAGCACGACUUUGUGUGAUAGCAUCCAUGGAGAAUACCUGCCUGCAGAUGAGGGAUGCUCCUGGAGCAAUACAACUCUCGCAGACUUGUAUCCUGCAAUGGUAGAGAUACUUACAAAGCUCAUGGCAAAGCAGUCUCAUAGAAGAGUGUUAAAGCACAUUUUUGGACACUUAAGGUCCAAGAGAUGGCAUUUUAGAAGACCAAAACUCAAUAUCACUGUAGACAAAAUGACAAGGUCCAGACCCUGUAAACUAAAGAGAGCAUUUCACAGCCCAUGUAGCUAAGUGAAGACAACCAAGAAUCCAGCUUUUGGAAAUGAGAGCAGAGAAUUCUGUUUUGACAAUUGCCUCAUUAGUAAUUCUUCUGGUCUGGUGCCUUAUGCUUACACUGAUACAAAUGAAAUCAAAGUGAACUACUCUGACUCAGAGCAACAUUUGACAUCUAGCAAGGGCCAAGUAGUCUGCAAACACACUGCUUUUCCUGAUGUUAUGGGUAGAAUGGAAGAGACAUUUCUAGUUGAAGAUGAAUUACAGCCUACUGCCUCACCAAAGAAUUCAGAAUACACAGGAAGUGAAAAAUUUGCUUACUCAGAACCCAGUUUUAUAACAUCCACUGCCAAUUCAGAUUCAAGAGUGCUUCAUCUUGUGAAAGAGAGUAAGACUCAGAAAACUGGCUUUUGUGUCGGUACCUCAGAAUUGUGUUCUUUUAGUUCCCAUGGCAAUAGUAACAAUUCUAUACCUAUUACAAAUUGUUCUCCUGCAAGAUCAUCAAAUACUGUGUUCAAAUAUCCUGAAAAAAUAAUUUCUGAAAGACAAACUCCUUUCCAACACAAAGACUGGUUUUCCUCCUGUUUUAUGAAACAGAGUCCUUCAAAGAUGCCCAAUAAAUACAAAGAUGCAUUUGAGGAAUUCUACUACAAAGUGUGUUCUGGAGAAUUCCAAAAGCCUUUGACAUUGACGAGACCUCUUUUAAACUCUCAGAACCUUGAAGAGAAAGGAAGUUUAGUGAAACGUAGUUUAAGUGACAUUGGGAGGUCUACUAAACAGUGUGAUAAAGAAUUUGACAGGCUCUAUGAAAAACUGUCUAGGGAGUUUUUUCCAAAAUUUCCUGGGUUUCAGAGAGCUUCAAAUUUGAGAAAAUAUGAAGAAAUACAGAUGCCUGAAACUGUAAAUGCUCUUGUUAAUUCUCCUGUCCGAACUUAUUCUGCAAUUUCCAGAGUUAAAAGAGCAGGAAGUUCUCAAAACUAUCUUCCUUGUUCACCAUUAAAGCGACUGAAACUUACACCAGAACAUUGUUUUUCUUCAAGAAAACAUCAGGAGAUUUUCCACAGUAAAACAGGUCCUCAAACAGCUGGCAUGGAUUUUCUGAGCACAUACAACUGUAACAACUCCAGCUUUUUUAAAGAUCACAGCUAUCAUUGUCAGGGCUCUGGAUCUCAUGAUUCUUCAGAUAAAACUUUUCUUUGUAUUCCUGGCACUUCCCUGCAAGCCAAAAUGGACUGUCAGCUGGAAAGCUUCCUGAGGCCCUGUGGUGUGAUAUUUUUAGCUUUCUAUGGUUCCCAGCAGUGA
Poecile atricapillus (Black-capped chickadee) is the source of this 2262-nucleotide messenger RNA. RefSeq names its product Holliday junction recognition protein (gene HJURP). The record is from RefSeq and is a predicted model, not a curated record. Gene Ontology annotation, biological process: CENP-A containing chromatin assembly. The transcript is spliced from 13 exons. NCBI's taxonomy places the organism in Eukaryota, Metazoa, Chordata, Aves, Passeriformes, Paridae. Gene Ontology annotation, molecular function: histone binding. Gene Ontology annotation, cellular component: chromosome, centromeric region.